AUGGAGUUAAGAGUAGGUGGUAAAUACAGACUAUCUAGAAAACUAGGUUGUGGAGCCUUCGGAGAUAUAUAUCAUGGCACAAAUAUCAAAACAAACGAAGAAGUUGCUAUUAAAUUGGAACCAGUGAGAACCAAGCAUCCUUAAUUGCUCUAUGAGACAAAGCUCUAUCGAAUUCUCCAGGGUGGAGUCGGUAUCCCUAAUGUUCAUUGGUUUGGAGUUGAAGGAGAUUAUAAUGUGAUGGUUAUUGAUCUAUUAGGUCCCAGUUUAGAGGACUUGUUCAACUACUGCAAGAGAAAGUUCUCCCUUAAGACUGUUCUCAUGCUUGCUGAUCAAAUGUUACAAAGAAUUGAGUUCGUGCACUCAAGACAUUUCCUUCACAGAGAUAUCAAGCCUGACAAUUUCUUGAUUGGUAUCGGCAAGAAACAACACUACGUAUAUGUGAUUGAUUUUGGUUUGGCAAAGAGAUUCAGAGAUCCUAAAACUGGAGAACACAUUCCUUACAGAGAUGGAAAGAAUUUGACAGGAACUGCUAGAUACGCCUCAGUUAAUACUCAUCUAGGAAUAGAGCAAUCUAGAAGAGAUGAUCUUGAGUCCUUGGGCUUCGUUUUAAUGUACUUCAACAGAGGUUCCCUCCCAUGGUAGGGUCUCCCCGCCAAGACCAAGAAGGAAAAAUACGAGAAGAUUCGUGAUAAGAAGCUAUCUACCUCUAUAGAAACCUUGACCAAGGGGUAUCCAGAAGAAUUCGCAAUAUAUAUGAACUAUUGCCGCUCAUUAAAAUUUGAGGAGAAGCCAGAUAUAGGAUAUCUUAGAAAGCUCUUUAAGGAUCUAUUCUACAGAAUGGGCUACGAAUACGAUUUUGUGUUUGACUGGAUGGUUAAAAAGUAGGGCCCUGCAGGCACCGGCCUAAAGCCAGGCGAAGAAGAAAAGAAAGAUGAUGGAGAUAUCGCAAUGCCAGAAUAAUAAUACGAUCGAUGA
This is a messenger RNA of Stylonychia lemnae, 975 nucleotides long. NCBI's taxonomy places the organism in Eukaryota, Ciliophora, Spirotrichea, Sporadotrichida, Oxytrichidae. The record is from the annotation of a GenBank genome assembly.